GUAACAUGCCUUGUGUAAUAUGAGCCAACGCCAAUUGAAAGACAAUGAUUUCAAUAAGGCGAGCAGUCAAUAAUUCUGCGCCAUUGACCUCAUUAAGAUCUUCAACAUUUCCCAUAAGAAAGAGUGCAGUCGUCCGAUCAUUAUCGACCACGACCACAACCACAACGUUAACCUCGCCAAAUCCUUUCAGAGCAUGGCACAAAGAGACAAAGCAACCUCAAACGAGAGGGAAUCCACGCCACUUCUCUAAUUCAACCAAUGUCUCUCCAACUCUCAAACUACACAAUCAAACUGUCGGGAAGAUAUCGGCAAACGUUCGACAAUUCUACGAACGAAAGGAGAAAUUCCGAAUUAAUCAUGGUUCUACGAAUAGUACACGAAAUAAUGCAAAAGGCAAAAAUAUAAUCAAUAUCGGUGGAUUGUCGCAUGUAUUGAAAGUCAACGCUACGACUCAGACAGCAUGGGUAGAACCAAAUGUGCCAAUGGAUAGAUUGGUGGAAGAGACGUUAAAAUAUGGACUGGUACCACCAGUAGUGAUGGAGUUUCCUGGAAUUACUGCUGGAGGAGGAUAUGCGGGGACAUCUGGUGAAAGCAGUUCUUUUCGACAUGGUUUCUUUAAUGAGACGAUCAAUCGGGUUGAGAUGAUUUUGGCAGACGGCCAGAUUAUUCAAUGUUCGAAGACUGAUAAGCCUGAUUUAUUCCAUGGAGCGGCCGGAGCGGUUGGCAGUAUGGGUGUUACGACAUUGGUUGAGUUGCAGUUACAAAAAGCGAAGAAAUUUGUCGAGACUACAUAUCAUCCAGUAUCUAACAUGCCAGAUGCAAUCAAGAAGGUUGAAGAGAUGACCGCGGAUCCGACCAUUGAUUAUGUGGAUGGAAUCAUGUUUUCGAAAAAGAAAGGUGCUAUCAUCACUGGCCGCUUGACAGAUGUACCAACGGACAAUACUCCAGUACAACGUUUUGGUAGUGCUUCAGAUCCAUGGUUCUACAUGCAUGUAGAAUCCAGUAUUAACAAUAGUGAAUCCGCCCCAAGAUUUGCCAUACCUCUCGCUGAAUAUUUCUUUCGAUAUGAUCGUGGAGCAUUUUGGGUGGGUGCUUCAGCCUUCAAAUACUUUUCUUUCCCCCUCAACAAAUUCACUCGAUGGUUCUUGGAUGACUUUUUACACACGCGUAUGUUAUAUACUGCACUUCACACUGCUGGUAUGCCACCUGGGUAUAUUGUCCAGGACUUGGCUUUACCAUAUUCCACCGCGACGGAAUUUGUAGAAUACACGGAUGAAUAUUUUGGAAUCUAUCCCUUAUGGCUCUGUCCAUUAAAGCAAAGCGCAAUGCCAACCAUGCAUCCCCAUUCCGCCUCCUACGGAGCUGACGGGAAAACUCUCCAACCUCUAAUGAACAUCGGUCUCUGGGGCUACGGAAAGGAAAAAGACCUCGUAAAAGCCAAUAUCAGUCUCGAGAAAAAGCUAAAAGAAUUGGGUGGUAUGAAAUGGUUAUAUGCACAAACCUACUACAACGAAGAACAAUUUUGGGAAAUGUAUGAUCGCAAAUGGUAUGAUGGAUUGAGGGAGAAGUACCAAGCAACCACUUUACCAAGUGUUUAUGAGAAAGUCAAAGCAGCGCCAAAAACCGAGGUAGAAAAACCCUUGAACCUUUCAGAGAAAUUCUUGAAGGCGUGGCCUAUUAGUGGAUUUCAUGGGAUCUACAAGGCAAUACAAAGUAAAACCUAUCUAGCAGCCAGGGCUUCUGCAUGGAAGACCUUUAAUUUGGCGACUAUCAAGGAGAAGGAAUCCGGUAGGUAGUUUCGACAUGAAGUUUAUGACCAGGAGGUCAUUAUAUCUCGGCAAACCAUGUACACUCACCUCUCAAGAUCUAUAUACAUAUACCCUACACCAAAGCCCCUCCAAAUCAUCAUGUGUAAAUAUGCACAAGCAAACCAAAGCUAAGCUAGUUUUGCUCUUGAUAGAUCCCUAGAUACAUAGAUACCUCAAUAGAUGAAUACUUAAGUAUAGUAUGUCCUCA
Molecule: messenger RNA, 2016 nt
Organism: Sclerotinia trifoliorum
Lineage: Eukaryota; Fungi; Ascomycota; Leotiomycetes; Helotiales; Sclerotiniaceae
Source: the annotation of a GenBank genome assembly